Amyelois transitella is the source of this 1760-nucleotide messenger RNA. Its product is annotated as putative inorganic phosphate cotransporter. Gene Ontology annotation, cellular component: plasma membrane. The transcript is spliced from 11 exons. Lineage: Eukaryota; Metazoa; Arthropoda; Insecta; Lepidoptera; Pyralidae. The record is from RefSeq and is a predicted model, not a curated record. Bases 95 to 1726 code for a protein of 543 amino acids. Gene Ontology annotation, biological process: transmembrane transport; monoatomic anion transport. Gene Ontology annotation, molecular function: transmembrane transporter activity.
UUUUGCUAGAUGACAUUAACGGCAGUAAAGUGUUCUAGUUCCUAGGAAUGGUCGUUAAUUUAAAAGUAAUAAUAUAAAUAAUUAAAUACCUAUCAUGGCGCAUGUACAAAAUGGUGAAUAUAAAAAAGUUCCUGUUGAAGAUGUUGCUGAAAAUGUAACAAAAUUAAAAGAACCUACAUAUGGGUAUGGUGUACGUCACGUGCAGACAUUUAUAUUCUUCUUUAGUCUUUUAGUAGGAUACUUAGCUAGAGCCCACCUUGGAGUAAGCAUUGUUGCUAUGACUUAUUAUCCACCAAAUAUUAAUGAUAUUCAUAAAUUAGGGAAUGAAAUUUCACAUGUAAGACGAACACUAAAUAAUCUAACUUUGGAAAAUAAUGAAAGCGACGCGUCAGUUUUAGAAAAGAAUGACGUCGAAAGUAAAAUAUAUUAUGAAGAGGAACUCAAAAGAAUGAGAAAUAUUACUAGUGAUGAAAAUGGGAUUUACAAGAAAUACAAUUGGUCUAAGCCAAUUCAGGAAAUGAUUCUGACGUCGUCCUACCUGGGUUAUUGCGUUAUGCAGUACGUGAUGAGUAUGGUCGCCCAGCGCUGGGGUGGGAAGUUUCCUCUGCAGAUUGGUUUGUUUGUCAACGGAUUUGCCUCAAUAGUUACGCCUUGGCUUGCUUUUUGGGGAGGUUGGAAGGCAGUUUGUGCAUGUCGCAUUCUUCAAGGCAUAUCGCAAGGAGGAUUUUUUCCAUCUAUCCAAACUUUACUGGCCCAAUGGGUUCCACCAAAUGAGUUGGCUCGUCUUAGCAGCUUUGUGUAUACAGGGACAGUAUUAGGGACAAUAAUAGCGUUCCAAAUAGGUGGAAUAUUAUCCGCUAGUCCUUGGGGUUGGCCCUCAAUUUUCUGGGGGACUGGCGUACUAUGUUUUUUCGCUUUUAUAGUUCUCACUAUAUUUGGAGCGGCAACACCACAUGAACAUAAGACGAUAUCUGAAAGAGAAAAAACAUAUAUUACUCAUACGAUGAAUAAUAUUAAUAUAAAGAAACCCAGAGUACCACUAAAAGCAGCUCUGAGUUCGAAGCAUACCUGGGCGGUAUACAGCACGCACAUCGGAAGCAGCACCGCCUUCUUGUUCGUGUUCAUGCAAGUUCCGUCUUACAUCCACUACACUUUGGGUGUCAACGUUAAAAAUAGUGGCCUCUUCUCCUCGCUCCCUUACGUGGCGAGUUUUUUCGCCUCCAUAUUUUAUGGAAUACUAUCAGAUAUUCUGACAAAUAAGAAAAUUUUAAGUGUGAAAACUGCUAGAAGAUUAUUCAACACCAUUGCACAAAUUGGAACUGCUGUGUGUCUAAUAGCUGUAUCUUACACUAAGGAUGUUAGCCUAGCUGUAGGAUUACUGGUUAUAGCGCAGGCUACACACGUCGCUAUACAUGUCGGAUGGAUGGUAAACUACAUAGAUUUAACAUCAAAUUACAGCGGCGCUAUACUAGCUAUCGGAAACACUUUCAUGAAUUUGUUUACGUUGAUGAUACCCGUUCUAGUGUCUAAUAUUGUUAUCGAUGUGUCAAAUCAGACACAAUGGCGGGUGAUGUUCUACCUGAUGGCAGGGCUCGCUCUCGUCACCAACGCCAUCUUCGUGGUAUUCAUGUCUGCGGAGAGACAGCCGUGGGACGACCCGAACUAUCAGAAAACAGAUCGUGAGGAAAUAGCCAUGGAAAUCGACAAGCCAACUAAACAGAUAUAAUCGCUAUUAUUCUUUGAAUUGAUAUUCUAAGACA